AUGAACGUCAACUCUUCUCCACCCGCAGCCCUGCAGCUCUGCUAUGAGAAUGUGAACGGGUCCUGUGUGAAAACUCCCUACUCACCUGGGUCUCGAGUCAUCCUCUAUGCAGUCUUUGGUUUAGGGGCUGUGCUGGCAGUGUUUGGAAAUCUCCUAGUGGUGACGUCCAUCCUCCAUUUCAAGCAGCUACACUCGCCCACCAAUUUCCUCAUAGCAUCCCUGGCCUGUGCGGACUUCUGUGUGGGGGUCUCUGUGAUGCCCUUCAGCAUGGUCAGGUCCAUCGAGAGCUGCUGGUACUUUGGGAGAAGUUUCUGCACUCUCCACACAUGCUGUGACGUGGCAUUUUGUUACUCUUCUCUCUUCCACCUGUGCUUCAUCUCCAUCGACAGGUACAUCGCUGUCACUGACCCUCUGGUCUAUCCCACCAAGUUCACAGUGUCUGUGUCAGGAAUUUGCAUCACUAUCUCCUGGAUCCUACCCCUGGUGUACAGUGGUGCCGUGUUCUACACAGGGGUUUAUGAAGAUGGGCUAGAGGAAUUAUCCAGUGCCCUCAACUGUGUAGGAGGGUGUCAGGUAGUUGUAAAUCAGAACUGGGUGUUGAUAGAUUUUCUAUCCUUCUUUAUACCUACCUUUAUUAUGAUAAUCCUGUACAGUAAUAUUUUUAUGGUAGCUAGGCAACAGGCUAAAAAGAUUGAAAAUACUGGUAGCAAAACUGAUUCAUCCGCAGAAAGUUACAAAGCCAGAGUGGCCAGGAGAGAGAGAAAAGCAGCCAAAAUUCUGGGAAUCACAGUCGUGGCCUUUAUGAUCUCUUGGUUACCGUACAGCAUUGACUCAUUAAUUGAUGCUUUUAUGGGGUUCAUCACGCCUGCCUACAUUUAUGAGAUUUGUGUUUGGUGUGCUUAUUAUAACUCAGCCAUGAACCCUUUGAUUUAUGCUUUAUUUUACCCAUGGUUUAAGAAAGCUAUGAAAAUUAUUAUAAGUGGACAGAUUUUCAAGAACAGUUCUGACACUUUGAAUUUGUUCUCUGAACAAAUAUAA
Nannospalax galili (Upper Galilee mountains blind mole rat) is the source of this 1038-nucleotide messenger RNA. RefSeq names its product trace amine-associated receptor 6. Gene Ontology annotation, biological process: G protein-coupled receptor signaling pathway. Gene Ontology annotation, cellular component: membrane. Bases 1 to 1038 code for a protein of 345 amino acids. The transcript has a single exon. NCBI's taxonomy places the organism in Eukaryota, Metazoa, Chordata, Mammalia, Rodentia, Spalacidae. The record is from RefSeq and is a predicted model, not a curated record. Gene Ontology annotation, molecular function: trace-amine receptor activity.